Molecule: messenger RNA, 1269 nt
Organism: Dryobates pubescens (Downy woodpecker)
Lineage: Eukaryota; Metazoa; Chordata; Aves; Piciformes; Picidae
Gene: DRG2
Product: developmentally regulated GTP binding protein 2
Exons: 13
Coding region: 75-1169 (364 amino acids)
Biological process (GO): cytoplasmic translation
Cellular component (GO): cytoplasm
Molecular function (GO): GTPase activity; GTP binding
Source: RefSeq, a predicted model, not a curated record
GAGGAGGCCGGCGGCGCUUCCGGUGUGCGGCGUGUGGGGCCUGGGGAGCUGCCCGGGCCGGGCCGGGCCCCGCCAUGGGCAUCCUGGAGAAGAUCUCCGAGAUCGAGAAGGAGAUCGCCCGCACGCAGAAGAAUAAAGCCACUGAGUACCACCUUGGCCUGCUGAAGGCAAAGCUUGCAAAAUACAGAGCCCAGUUGCUGGAACCCUCCAAAUCCUCAGCUGCUAAGGGUGAAGGCUUCGAUGUGAUGAAAUCCGGAGAUGCCCGCGUGGCACUGAUCGGUUUUCCUUCUGUGGGUAAGUCCACAUUUUUGAGUUUAAUGACUUCAACUGCCAGUGAAGCUGCAUCCUACGAGUUCACAACCCUGACCUGCAUCCCAGGCGUCAUAGAAUACAAAGGAGCCAACAUUCAGCUGCUGGAUCUUCCUGGAAUCAUUGAAGGAGCAGCACAAGGGAAGGGCAGAGGUCGGCAGGUGAUAGCUGUGGCCAGGACAGCAGAUGUUGUUAUCAUGAUGCUGGAUGCCACCAAGGGGGAAGUGCAGAGGGCCUUACUGGAGAAAGAGUUGGAGUCGGUAGGGAUCCGGCUGAACAAAAACAAACCCAACAUCUACUUCAAGCCGAAGAAGGGUGGAGGUAUCUCCUUCAACUCAACUGUCACGUUGACUCAGUGCUCUGAGAAGCUGGUACAGCUCAUCCUCCAUGAGUACAAAAUCUUCAAUGCUGAAGUCCUCUUCAGAGAGGAUUGUUCCCCUGAUGAGUUCAUUGAUGUGAUUGUAGGCAACAGGGUCUACAUGCCAUGCCUCUAUGUUUACAACAAGAUCGACCAGAUAUCGAUGGAGGAGGUGGAUCGCCUGGCCCGGAGGCCCCACAGCGUGGUCAUCAGCUGUGGCAUGAAACUGAACCUGGACUACUUGCUGGAGAAGCUCUGGGAAUACCUGGCCCUGACCUGUAUCUACACCAAGAAACGAGGACAGAGACCAGACUUCACAGAUGCCAUUAUCCUGCGGAAGGGAGCCUCUGUGGAGCACGUGUGCCAUCGAAUUCACAGGUCAUUAGCCAGCCAGUUCAAAUAUGCCUUGGUGUGGGGGACCAGCACAAAAUACAGCCCUCAAAGAGUGGGCUUGACCCAUAUGAUGGAGCACGAAGAUGUCAUUCAGAUUGUGAAGAAGUAACUCUCUCUGCUGGUGCCUGGCCUCUGUCUUUAAUCACUAGAAUUGGAACUGACCACAUCAAAGCAAAGCAAAACACACACUCACACACACACUCUCACAC